Trichoderma aggressivum f. europaeum is the source of this 243-nucleotide messenger RNA. RefSeq lists its product as uncharacterized. The coding region runs from base 1 to 243 and encodes 80 amino acids. The record is from RefSeq and is a predicted model, not a curated record. The transcript has a single exon. NCBI's taxonomy places the organism in Eukaryota, Fungi, Ascomycota, Sordariomycetes, Hypocreales, Hypocreaceae.
AUGUUCGUCGGCGACCUCGUCCACUUCCGCGCUGCCCUCAGCAACGGCAUCACCCACGAGAUGAUUCUCUGCCCCUCAACCGCCACCACGCCUGCCACCUCCGCCGCAAACACCCCAGACAACCGCUCCCUCGCCUCGGAGAAGAAGAAGAAGCGCUUCUCCUCCUUCUUCUCCCGCCCCCGCCCCGUUGUCAAGGCCGCCAACGUCGGCGCCGGCAUGAAGCUGCCCAUGAACAUUGUCUAA